AUGGCCAAACGCUCCGCAGCCGGCUCUCCGGCGACAAAGAGGCCCAAAAUCGACGAAUAUCCAGAAAAAGCUGCUGACACAUGGAUCGCCAUCGGCAACUGUGCCUCCACCAUGGGCAUUGUAGCAGCGGCCAUACGGGCUUUUGAAAGCGCCCUUGUGCAUGCCCCAGCGUCCGUGGACGCCUUGGUUGGCUGGAGCCACCUGCUCCGCAUGAACGAUAUCAACACGAACGACACAGCCGGGUCCCAGGCGCUAAUCCAGAGACUCAACAGCGUGGCCGAACUGCAUCCCCAGGUGACCGCCCUGCCCCUGUUUUUCAGAGAACUCACGGAGUGCUACCUCUUGGUGGGACUCAAUGAACAGGCUCACCAGGCCGUCCAGGAGGCCAUCUCCAGAGCUCCCAACGAUCCAGCCUUGCAGCUUCUUCUGGCCCAGACGCUUAUUCGUGCUGGCGCCAGAGUACAGGCCGCCUCGGCCCUUAACCACUGCCUCCUGCUCUUGCCGCCGCUGUUGGCCGAGUUCUCCAAAGCAGACAUUGAGACCGCCAGAAGCGCCCAUGCCGAACUAGCAGCCAUUGCCGCCGCCGACGGGAACAUUGAUCUCUCCAUCACGGAGCUCACAGCCACCCUCCUGCUCCCGCCUCCUCCUUUGGCCCGCCAGAACGAGCACAUUGCCUUGUGGUGCGCCUUUGCUACCGCCAAAGAGCGUGCUAACAAGAUUCCAGAGGCUCUCGAGGCUUGUGAACGUGCCGAGACCGCCGUCGGCGCCCUGCCUCGUAUUCUCAUCACCCACGCCUACCUCCUUCUUUUGGACGAGGACACUGAAAAGGCCCAGCGUGCCGUUGCGCUUCUUUCUCGCGUUGUGGACCUGGAAGAACGCAAGGAGGACGACGAAGGUGACUUUUUGCCAUGGUACCUCCUCGGUAAGGCCCACACGGUGCUUGACGCUCCAAGAGCCGCCUACGACUGCUACCAAGUGGCACUUCGCCGUGCAUCCAGUCUGCCUAUCACCUGGCUUGCAGUUGGAAAGUUGUACCUCGAACUCAAGCAGCUUCCAGACGCUCUUGCUGCCUACUCGCAGGCUCUUCGACUCCAACUCAAUGAAAACCUGCCCGGCACAGCCGCCGCCUGGGAAGGUCUCAGUUGCGUCUACGAGCGCUGUGACGACCAACUCGGCGACGCUGCAGACGCUAGCUCCCGUGCUGCCAUGUGCUUCCGUGCUAUAGGCGACACUGACAACGCAGCUCGUUUCGACGAGCGUUCUAAGAAGCUUCAGGCUGCCGCUCUGAGGAAACUGCCUGUCCCACCUUUGGCGCAGCCAGUUGGUGUGCCCAACUUCUUCCUCCGGGACCUCGUCACCUUGCUUCCUUCUGAGCGUAUUGCGUUCGUUCAGGGCCACGACAAGGCUCCUUCGCCUGGCCGUGCUCUGCACAUCGAGCCCCAGCAACAAAGACCUCCUCCAUCUGCUCAGGGAAGCCCUCCAGGACCUCCUCCAGCAGUCACGGCACCAGCAUACUCCCACUCACCCAACCCGCCAGGACAGCACCCCCACGAAUACAGCAUGUACCCUGUUCCCUUCAAACCAAUCGGCAAGCUGCCCGAGUCCAUUGCCCACCUCCCACCUCCACAACUGCGGGCUUGGCUGCCCCAGGACCACAUGCCCCAGCCUCAGAUGUUCCAGGGUCCUCCACCACACUUUGCCCAGCCUCCAAACGGUAUCAUGACGCCUCCUCCCAACAGCCAGCCUCCAGGACCCGCCAGAAGUCCCGUGAACCAUCCGCAGAUGAUUCCCAACGGCUACCCGGUGCAAGGUCCUCCAGGCUACGUUUAUGGCCAGUACAUGCCUGUUCACCAAGGUGUGUGGAACCGUUAA
Molecule: messenger RNA, 1872 nt
Organism: Candidozyma duobushaemuli
Lineage: Eukaryota; Fungi; Ascomycota; Pichiomycetes; Serinales; Metschnikowiaceae
Gene: TCC1
Product: Tcc1p
Exons: 1
Coding region: 1-1872 (623 amino acids)
Biological process (GO): regulation of gene expression
Molecular function (GO): RNA polymerase II cis-regulatory region sequence-specific DNA binding; chromatin DNA binding; protein binding
Source: RefSeq, a predicted model, not a curated record